AUGACCUCCCAAGCCUACCCCCGUCAUAUGCUGGUACUCAUCCACGGACAACUCUCAGCCGCAGGCGAAGAUCACCUAUCCCAAGUCCCUCUCGCCAUACCACAAGACGUGAACUUUCUCGUGCUGAAGACCGACUUGAGCGGAUUAAAUGGACGCAGGGCUUAUGUUAGUAUCGAUUGGGAGGCGGAGACGGUCGUGCAGCAGAUUCUGGCCGUACUACAGUCAUGCAAAGCCCGACAGCAGCCCAUCUCCGAGAUCUCAUUCUUCGGAUUCAACAUGGGCGGACUCAUAGCGCGAUACGCAGUCGGUGUUUUAUUCCAGAUGAAGGUAUUCUCCGAAAUCAAACCGCGAAACUUCGACGCCUUCGGUACUCCCCACGUCGGACUCGUUACACCGCGGAACAGGGUACAGCAAUGGCUCAUCAGGAGGGUCUUUCCUCGAUUUAUGGAGCAGAUGGCGUGGAUGGACGAGUGGGAGGAGAGCGGGCGUCCGGUGCUGGACGUGAUGUCUGAUACCAAUAGCGUCUUCUUCCGAGGACUUGCGCUCUUCGAGAGUAUCCGAGUCUAUGCCAAUGCGACUGGUGACGGCAUGGUGCCAUACAUGAGCGCGGCGAUCGAGAAGUCCGAUCCUUUCGUCGACUACAAGCACUCAGGGAUCAUCGUUGAAACAUACGAUGAAGCUAGUCGCUAUCCAGCGCUCAUCAAGUCCUGGACUUUCUCGUCGUCUCCUCCAAACGCCCUGCAUCCAGUCCUCGGCUUCUUUCUCAAGACGCUCCUCCGACGCACCUCGAUCUAUGUUCUAGUCUUGGCGCUCAUAGCCGUCCUCAUCAUCACGGGAGGCAAAAUCGCUACCUGUAUACUGUCCGUUUUGGGGGCAUUCGCACUCUAUCUGGCGGUGAUCACGCUCAUUCCAGCGAUUUUAUCCUUCAUGUCCAUUCGCAGCCAGAACAACCGGCUCGAUGCACAACGCCGACGCUUGCUGGACAUGUCAAGCGUCUUCCCUACUUCAGACGAAUUGGCCGAGGACGGAUCUCGGCUCGUCCCGUCGAGAACCCCAGAGACGUCCAAGUCCAGCGUCCCUACUACCGCACCUUCGACAACGAGCAAGACCGCAUCGCACCUCACACCUCUCCAACUUCACGCGAUCACGAACCUCAAUACUCUGCCGCAGCUGCACAAGGAACUCGUCUGGCGCCCGGGCUGUUUCACUCCCCACCGCGCGCUCCUCGGUCUGGGUACAUUCGGCAAGCCAAGCUUUGAGCGAGGCGGAAUAUUGCGGCAUUGGGGAGAUGGGCUCUUGUACUAA
This is a messenger RNA of Peniophora sp. CBMAI 1063, 1305 nucleotides long. The record is from the annotation of a GenBank genome assembly. Lineage: Eukaryota; Fungi; Basidiomycota; Agaricomycetes; Russulales; Peniophoraceae.